ACCAAAAUAGAUUGCGUCGCGAACGCACUCGGUUCGCACUCCUGCGCAGUUCGAAUUUCGAAUCCUGUAUCUUUGUUUUAUCUCCGAAUAAAUAAAGCCGGUCGUGUUGUCCUGCUCGAACGCGUGAAGACAGACUGCGAUGGAUAUACGAGUGUUGUGAUAAUUUUUUUAUUGUGAUGAUGUUCCUUUUGAUAUUGUGUGCCUUUGCCUUGCCAAGGACUGAAGGGUCGGUAGGUGAUCAGAUGACAGAGAUCACCCAGUUGUGCUGCAACCAGGGCACCUCGUACGCCAGCAACCACACCCUGGAGGACUGCUCCUCAUCCAUACCGCCUGACGUGCCAUCAGAGUUUGGUUCACUAUGCAUAUUCGCUAUGGACCAUUGCUGCAAGGAGUAUUUCCAGAAGAAGAGUGACUGUCAUAAUGGUAUCUCCAUUGCUACGAGGGCCAGAUCUUGCAGCUCCACCAAGGAAAAUGCUAAGAAAUGUUGCGAGCAGUGCUUGUCCGGCUCCGCAGCUGGUAGGCUGAAAGGUCCCUCGUCUUGUACGGCGCUAGUCAAAGGCAAAACCGCCGAGGAGUUGCUGACUGGGGAUGCUUUCACGAAAUGCUGCCAGGAUGCGACAAAAACUCACGAGAGUCUCAAGCAAGUACCUGUGGUUCGCAAUAGAAAUUCUGUUACGAUUUCAAGCAAACCUGCUGACGAUGAUGUAGCGUCAGUGUGCGAGGAAUACGCUCCCAAUGAGCUCUGUGCUCAUCACUGUAUCCCAAUACCUGGUUCUUACAAAUGUGAAUGUAAACCUGGAUUCAUGCUCAUGGCAGAUGGGAGAAAUUGCAGAGAGGUAACAAAGAAUCGAUGUAAGCCACGUAAUCCAUGCCAGCAUAAAUGCAAUGAUAAUGGUGUAGAAGUAAAAUGCUCAUGUAUAAGAGGAUACAGGUUGAAGGCUGAUGGAAAGUCAUGUGAAGAUAUAGAUGAAUGCACAUUAGAUCCACCAGUGUGUCUAGCAAAUACCAAAUGUUUCAAUGUGCUCGGCUCCUAUAAAUGUAUUCCACUGAAGACUCCAAAAGGUAAUACAGAAAAGGGACAGUGCCCAGCAGGAUUUGCAAGGAAUUUAGCAAACAACGUAUGUGAUGAUAUAAAUGAAUGUAAACUGCCAAGCCCACCAUGUCCAAGCUAUUUGUGUGAAAAUACCAUUGGUGGGUACAAAUGCGGAGGUGUUAACGGUAACCCAGCUUAUUUUGGAAACAAACUGAUACCAAAGGAGGAUCGCUGCCCAACUGGCUUCAAAGCUGGAAUAAAUGAAGAAUGUGAAGAUGUGGAUGAAUGUGCUAGAUCCGAGGACGAUUGUAACAAACUAUCGCAGUUUUGCAUCAACACUCAUGGGGAUUUCUAUUGCCAAGACAAAACUUCGAGGCACUGUCCACCGGGAUUCAAAGCUAAUGUCUUGACAAAUAAAUGUGAAGAUAUUAAUGAAUGUGAAGAUGGAGAAGAUAUUUGUAGACCUGAUCAAAUUUGCGUCAAUGUGCCUGGACAGUAUGAUUGUAAAACGAAACCUGGGAUGGAAACCCAUGCCGUAAAGUGUCCUGAAGGAAUGAGAUUAGAUAAGAACACAAAAAGAUGUGAAGAUAUUGAUGAAUGUGUAGAAGGUACUCAUUUGUGCGAUCAGCACCAAAAUUGUUUGAACCUUAAUGGGAGUCAUGAGUGUCGAUGCAAGCUCGGAUUUGAAUUGGAUCCUAUUACUGGAUCUUGUACUGAUAUAAACGAGUGUGCAACAGAUCAAAACGACUGCAUACCGGAGUCACAGAGAUGUGAUAACACAGUUGGAUCAUAUCUUUGCAUCCGUUUCAUAUCUUGCGGUACAGGUUACAUCUUACAUCACUCAUCUGGGAAAUGUGAAGAUAUUGAUGAAUGUACGCUUGGGAGACAUAACUGCGAUCGAGCCGGUCCAGAGUAUCAGUGUGUGAACAUUCCUGGGUCAUUUAGAUGUCAGAAGAAAACUACUACCCCCGCACCAACGUCAGCUAAACCACAAGAGGACGAAUAUGAAUAUUACUAUGAUUCAGAAGAAGAAGUUGAUGAAAAUGAAGUGAAUAAAACCAAAUAUGAAAUAGUUACAUCACCGACUGCAAACACUUCUGCGACUUCGACUUCAACAUCAACUUCAACCUCGACUUCGACCUCGACCUCGACUUCGACCUCGACCUCUACUUCAACCACAACAUCGACUACAACUUCCACAACUACUCCCAAGCCAUAUCAGCCUCCAAUAGUUCAACCUGACAUCCGGUACGAAGAACCUAAAAUUAUACAAAACAAGAGUCCCAUAGAUGAAGAUGAAGCAAUAAACAACGAAAUUGAUAUUCCUACAACACAGAAGACACCCGAUGUUCAAAAAGUACCUGAAAACCGUGAUGUGAAAUUGUACAACCCAUUUAAUGCAAAAGACCCUAUUUACAAUUACCCUACAGAAAUAUAUUAUGUGCCCAAACAAAUUGACACAAAAACGCCUAAUACUGAGAAAAAUGAGAUAUCAGAUGUAACUGAAACUACUUAUAGUCCGAUACCUUCAAAACCCACGUCACCGACAAUAGUUAAUGUUAAUGUUGGAAAAGAUUCUGCAACGAUAAACGCUGACAGAAAAGACGAUGGCUCUCUUGUACUGGAUACAAAUAAAGUGCCUAAAAAUAAAUGGACUAAAAUAAAUGAAAAACCAACAGAUUGUCAAGCGGGAUUUGUAAUGGAUUCCUAUGGCGCAUGCAACGAUAUAGACGAGUGUGCUACUAAUCAGCACAGUUGUUCUGGACUAACAGAAGUUUGCCUCAACACAUUUGGAGGAUACCGCUGCCAAUGUCUUCCGAAUUUCUGGCGGGAUUUAUCUUCAGGGGUGUGCAUUCCUAUCCCACCCCCUACGUUGCCAACUACUUCUUCUACAACAACCUCAACAACUACAUCAACAACAACCACAACAACACCAGCACCAACUACGUCAUCAACACGAAGCUACUUCUAUGGAUAUCCAGAUUAUCGAAAUGAAAAACGACGUCCAUUUAGGCCAAGAAGUGAUUGUGAUAUAGGCUACAUUUAUAAUGCAAGAACCGGCCAGUGUGAAGAUGUGGACGAAUGUAGCAUUGGUCAAGCAAACUGUGCGUCUGUUGAAAUAUGCGUCAAUACAGAUGGAGGGUACAGAUGCGACUGCUUACCAAAUUGGACUUUUGAUAGCAGCAGACAUAGAUGUGUACCUAUCCGAAAUCCUGGACAGUUUCCACCAGGAUUUGACAAUGAGCCUGAUCUUUCUCCACCACGGCCGUUGCCACCUCCAGAAUUACCAGUUGAAAAAGAAGUGAAAAAACCUGAAAAAAAAGUCGACAUUCCACCCUCACUCUGCCCAUCGGGAACAAUAUUAGGACCCGGCAAUUCAUGUGAAGAUAUAAAUGAAUGUGCGACUGGUGAAGCGCAAUGUGGACCGAUGCAGAAGUGUACCAACCUGUACGGAGGAUACACCUGCAGUUGUAGUCCAGGGUACAGACUGGUGGGAGACCAUGUGUGUGAGGAUGUAGACGAAUGUGCUGUAGCUGGGAGAGUGCCAGCUUGUUCACAUAAUGCUGACUGCGUGAACACUUUAGGGUCAUAUCAGUGUGUUUGCCAUGAAGGUUUCCGAGCUGCUCCAAAAGCCGAUAAGGUGUGCAUAGAUGUGGAUGAAUGUUCAGAAAAACCUUCAGGAACCAUCUGUUCGCAAAUAUGUAACAAUGUUUGGGGUGGCUACCGAUGCUCCUGCUAUAGAGGCUAUCGUCUCAAUCCGGAUAAUCGCACCUGUUCUGACAUUGACGAAUGUAAAGAGUACAAGUCUAAGAACCUGUGCGUAGGGCAAUGCGUGAACCAACAGGGUACGUUCAGCUGCGCCUGCCCGCCCGGCUACCGGCUCUCAGAGGAUAGCAGGAGUUGUAUUGACAUCGACGAAUGCGAGACCGGUGUGGCGCCAUGCGCGCACAGCGAGCCAGGCCCAACUACGAACGAGGUGUGCCUCAACACGCGCGGCGCCUAUCGCUGCCACCGCAUCGUGUGCCCACCCGGGUACAGACUAGUGGAUAAACACCGCUGCUCCAAAAUCGAGACCCAGUGUCCGGUACAGGACUACGAGUGCACGCACCAGCCCAGCACCUAUUCAUACAACUUUAUCACAUUCGUAUCUAACCUCUAUUUGCCUGAUGGAAAGGUUGAUCUCUUCCACAUGCGCGGUCCAAAUUUCCCGAAUUCGCAGUUGAAGUUCGAACUGAAGUUAGUGGAUGUAAACGCGCCUCCAUCGGUAAAGGAAAGGGCAGACAUGAGGAACUUUAGAAUAAACCAACAACACAGUCGGGAAGCUGUAGUGUCGCUAGUGAAGUCCCUCAAAGGACCACAGAGUAUAGAACUGGAGGUAUCAAUGGAGUUGUACAAACAAGGGAUGUACGAGGAGUAUGGGGGCAAAGUUGUAGCGAGGCUGUUUAUACACGUGUCAGAGUAUGAGUUCUAAGCCCUGAUAUAAUCUCAGUUAGUAAAAUGAUAAAUAAAGUAAAUUGUAAUAAA
Molecule: messenger RNA, 4558 nt
Organism: Aricia agestis (brown argus)
Lineage: Eukaryota; Metazoa; Arthropoda; Insecta; Lepidoptera; Lycaenidae
Product: fibulin-2-like
Exons: 27
Coding region: 177-4505 (1442 amino acids)
Molecular function (GO): calcium ion binding
Source: RefSeq, a predicted model, not a curated record